This is a messenger RNA of Sceloporus undulatus (fence lizard), 10988 nucleotides long. It is a transcript of the gene GOLGB1, whose product is annotated as golgin B1. Bases 212 to 9808 code for a protein of 3198 amino acids. The transcript has 24 exons. NCBI's taxonomy places the organism in Eukaryota, Metazoa, Chordata, Lepidosauria, Squamata, Phrynosomatidae. The record is from RefSeq and is a predicted model, not a curated record. Gene Ontology annotation, cellular component: cis-Golgi network; endoplasmic reticulum-Golgi intermediate compartment; Golgi apparatus.
GGCGAGUUUAGGGCGCUUCCGGUGCUGAUGUGGCCGGAACCCAAGGCAGGAGAGCGCGGAGGAGAAGAGUCGAGAGUCGCCAGGCCGAACCCCAACAGGAGAAGCUGCGCCGGCUAAGGAACCUGAGCAAAGCUCCUCAAGCUUUUCAGCCCUGAAUGUUGCCUGACAGGAGGAAAGCAGCUGCGGUGGGGUGAGCAGUGCCAGGCUCAAGAUGCUGAGCCGUUUGUCGGGGCUGGCCAACACUGUCCUUCAGGAGCUCUCAGGGGAUGGAGAAGAUGGUGGUGCUGCUGCUUCGCCUGAUGGCCCAGAGUUGGAGCCCAGCCAGCAGAAUGGGGAGGAGACCCCAGAGGAUGUGCUGGAACGGUUGGCCUACACAGAGAGAUUGGUGGCGCAGCUCAAAGACCUGGUUCGGGAGAAAGAUUCCCAACUCCAGCAGAAGGAUGCUUUGCUCCAGGAAGAAAAGCAGGCUGCAGAAGCCAAGCUGCUAAAACUGAAACUACAGGCCAAAGCUAAGCUGGCAUCUCUGAACAAGCGCAUUGAAGAGCUGACCGAACAAGCGGUGGUGCCUUCUGCAAGCAACCUAGCGGGAGAGCCACUCCCUCCCGCUAAGGGUGAAGGUGACCAAGGAACAUAUAACAAACCAGAAGAAGAGACAGAAGUGCUGCGAAAGCAACUUCAGGAAUGGGAGGAAAUGGUGGAGAAGCUCCAAAGCCAGCUGGAAGCAGCUAUAGGGAACCUGACAGAGGCCCAGGCCCGGCUCAGCACUCUGCAGGAGGAGGUCCAGCAGAAGGACUUGCUCCUCAAGGAGCAGGUCAGUCAGCACCAAGCUGAAUUGCAACGUCUAGCAGCCCAGUCGGCUCUGGAGGCAGAAAUGCAGCAGAAUCUGAGGCUCUUGCAGCGGAAGCUGGAGGAGCAAGAGGCCGCCUUGCUGGGGCGAACGCAAGUGGUGGAAUUGCUGCAGCAGGAGUUGAAUGAGGCCGAGGAACAGAAGCAGGUUCUGUUGGAGAAGUUCCAAAAGGUCGAGGCUGAGCUGGGUUCCUUACAAGACACCUUGGCUUCCGAGAGGCAGCAGUCCCGCAGCCUAGUGGAGAGGCUGGAGCUGGAGCUUGCAGAGAAGAAGAUGGCCUCCCACCACUUGCAGGAAGAGGUACAGCAGCUCUCUCAGGAACUGGCCCACGCUAGAGCUGACCAUGAACGCCAGAGCCAGGCCGCAGAGCAGAGACACAUGGAUGAAAUGGCAGAGAAGAGCCAGGAAAUUGCCCAACUCCAAAGCGCAGAACAGGAUUUGUGCGCCAGCUACGAGGCUCUCCAAGCCGAAAAUGCCCAACUGCGACAAAAUGGAGAUCGCCCACCGAAGGGUUCCACUGAGGAGAGUUCCGUCUUUCAAGGGGAGGCUCCUGAGAAGCUCAAAGAACCUGGCUAUUCAGAGGCUGAAUCAGAAGCAUUUCCAGUCCAAGCCUCAGGGCAGGUCUCUGCAGUGAGUGAGCCAGUUGAUGAACAGAGUGCGGCAGAGUUGCCAGCCAGAAACGCCAGCCAGCCAGAAGACCAGGAGUUCAAGACUGUUGCAGAGGCUCUGGAAGCCAAAAUAGAGACGCUUCCUGCCAAGUGGGAUGUGAUGGAAAAGAGGCCUGACACAGCAAGCCCAGCGGAGUCAAGCCAGGUCAGCGGCGCUGAAGGAGAUACUGAAGAGCAGUCUUAUCUGGCUCCAGGAGUCCCCCCUUGCUUUGGUGACAGUUUAUCUGAUCCUGGUGGCUUACUAGAGGGUCCAGGAAAUGACUACGUAGAAGACCCAUGCCCACCAGACUCUCCAGCUGCCCUGCCCCAAGCCCACACAAUCACAAGCCCUGAGGAUCCACUGGUUGCCACUGACAAUGGACAGCCAGAUAUCUUGGCCUACCUGUCUGCAAAGAAGCAGAGAGAUCUGUCAGUCCUGCUGCUGGAGUUACAAGAGGCUCAGGAAGAAAUAGCCUUCCUAAAGGGUCAGCUCCAGGACUCCAAACAACUGGACGUGGGUGAAGCCGAGGAGCCAAGAGAGCAGUUGCCGGACAGUGGUGCAGAAGAGAGAGAAGGAAGAGGAGAAGAGGUGGUGCCCUGCCAGAGCGAUUCCAGUAGCAGUUCACUGGUAACUGUAGAUGUUCCAGAAGAGCCCUCUCCCCUCCCAGGAAUGCUUUUUGGGCAAGAUGGCCUAUGUAUGGAGGAGAGGGGAGCAGCUCAAGAGCUUCCACCUGACUCUAUGCUGCACUUUGAAAUUGCUGAACUGCGGGAGAGGCAGAAGGAAACAGAAGAGGACCACAAGAGGACCUUAGAAGAGAGAAUGGAGGAAAUCCAAAGACUGCAGCAGCAGGUGGAGAACUCUGAGAGGUCUUUGUGCACUCUCAGUGCAGAGAGAGAUGAGCUCCUCUCCCGGCUGGAGGAUCUCCAUUCCCUGGCAGAGCUGAAGGAACAGGUGAAGCAACUGGAGGGCAACCUGGCAGAUUCGGAGAAGCGGCGGCUCUCUGACUACGAAUGUGGGGUCUCCCAGCUGGGCCUGUUGACAGAGGAAAUCCAGAGCCUGCGAAACGAAGCCAGCUCCAAAGAAGUGAAAAUUGCCGCUUUAGAAAAGGACCUGGAUGAGGCCCAGCACUGCCUCAUGGAGCAAGACCUUCUCACAAAAGGCUUAAAGAGCCAACUCGAGAGGGAGGAGCAGGAGAAAGAGGCGCUGGCAGUGCAGCUGCAGGAGGGAGAGAGAAAGGCUGAGGAGCUCUCUGAAAGCCUCAGCUUGAAGGGGCAGGAAGUCACCAGGCUGGAGGAGCUGCUUUCCAAAAGCUCAGUCGAGAUUGAAAGGCUCCAGCAGGAAGUGGCAGAGCGGGAGGAUAGGAUGGAGGAAGUCAGUCGUGGCAUGUCUGACCGCAUGGUCCAGCUGAAUGAGGAGAAGUUUAUGCUGGGGAAAGAAGUGAAGAACCUGACGGAGAGGCUGAGUUUGUGUAUGCCAGAAAAGCCGACCAGAGACCAGGGUGUUGGGACGGAGGAGGAAGAAGAGGAAGAGACACCACCCGAGCAACAGGUGGAGAAGGCCCUGUCUGCCAGCCAGGAGGUGGAGGGCUUGAGGAAGGAGAACCAGCUGGUGAGGAAGAAGCUCCAAGCAGCCCUUGUCAGCAGGAAGGAGCUCUUGGGAAAAGUUCGUAGACUAGAGAAAGAGUUGGAUGGGAGGGAAGCGCCAGCAGAGCCUGGGGCCAAAUCUCAGGAGAUCCAGGAGAGCAAAGGGGAAGAGGAGCCCCCUGAAGGUAGUGGAAAGGCAGAGGAAAACAUGUCUCCUUCAAGGCCAGGCAGGACUGCCUGUCUCAGUCAGUUGGUCCCCAUGAAGGAGGCCGAGUUGCAAGCCAUGCUGAAGGAGAAAGAAUCUGAGGUGGUGACCCUACGAGCUGCGGUUGUGGACCUAGAGGAGAGUUUGCAGGAGAAGAACCUCUUCAUUGGCAGCCUGCAGGCCAAACUCGAGGGGCACAUUUCAGCCACCAAGAAACAGAUCACUGUGGAUCAGAGCGCAGAGGGAGCAGCUGCAGCCGAUCCUCUCGCACCUGUGGUAGAUGGCACCACAGACACUCCAGGCAGGCAGGAGGAAGAGUCGAAGGCCAGCCUAGAAGAGAAGAUCAGUGCUUUGGAGCAAGAGAGGGACCAGCUGCAGAAGAAGCUCCAGGAUGCUCUGACCUCCCGCAAGGACACCCUCAAGAAGGGCCAGGAGAAAGACCGUCACCACCGGGAGCAGCUGAAGCAGCAAAAAGAUGACUACAGCCUUCUCCAGGAGCAGUUUGAGCAGCAAGGCAAGGAGAAGGAGAGCCUACAGGAUCAGCUCCGAGCCCUGAGCAAGACUCUGGAGAACUCUGCUCCUGCUGAGAGCGAACCAUCAUUGGGAGUUGUUCAGGAGUCUGUCUGGGAGGCUCCUGAAAGGAGUGAUGGUGCUGGAAGGCCCUGCCCGCUAGCAGAAGACUCUGCUAUGGAGCAGCUCAAGGCAGAGCUUGAACAACUCAGAGCUGAGAAAGGGGAGCUGGAGGCCCAUGUUCUCCACCUGGAAGGAGAGCUCAUAGGCAAGUCAGAGAUGAUUCUGCAGCUCCAGGAAGAGGCCAGGCAGCUGCAUGCUGAGAUGGAGGCGGUGAAGGCGGCUUGCCGUCAGGCAGAAGCCAGCAUGGAGCAUCUCCGUUUGGAGCUGGAGGAGAGCCAAGCAGAGGCAGCCAGGCUGAGGCUCCACCAGGCUGAUCUUGAGGAGCAAAAGACACUCACUAGCAAAGAAGAAAUUGAGGCGCUUAGCUUGCAACUAGCAGAGAGAGACAGAUCUCUGCAUCAGCUCCAGGCAGAGCUGCAGGAAAAAGAAGGUGCUGUCCAAGCCCUGCAAAGCCAGCUAGAGAGGCAGAAUGAGGAACAAGCCCAGCGCUUGCGAGUUGAAUUGGCCGAAGCACAGCAGAAAUCAGCUGAAGAAGCUGCUGAGGACCAGUCCAGGGCUCAUCUGCAACGGAAACUGCAGGCUGCUCUGAUCUCCAGGAAGGAUGCCCUGAAGGAGAGCAAGUUGCUGAAGGAGGAGCUGGGCAGGGCCAACGCUGCUCUGGAAAGCGCAUCUCUCUGCUUGUCGGGUGCAGAAAACCGGGCAGUUGAGCUGGAGAAAGAGAAGGAGGUGCUUUUGAAGAAGCUGGCGGUCCUUGGAGAGGAGCGGGAGAAACUCAUCGCGGAAGUGGAUGCAGCCCUGGUGGAAAACCAGAACCUCUCUGGGUCCUGUGAGAGCCUGAAGCUUGCUCUGGAGGGGUUGAGCCAGGAGAAGGUGAGACUGGAGGAGGCGGCCGACUCUCAGCGGAGCUCCCACAUCCAUGAGCUCUCUGAGUGGCAGGAGAAACACCGGGAACUUCAGAAGGAGUAUGAGACCCUUCUGCAGUCAUACGAAAAUGUCAGCAAUGAGGCUGAGAGGAUCCAGCGGGUGGUGGAGGGUGUCCGGCAAGAGAAGCAGGAGAUCUUCCUCAAGUUGAAGGACGCAGAGGCUGAGAAGAAGGAGGUGGAGGCACGCCUUCAGGGGACUGAGCAGGAGGUGGAAGGGAUGAAGGAGAAGAUGAGGAAGUUUGCAAAAUCCAAGCAGCAGAAGAUCCUGGAGCUAGAAGAGGAGAACGAGCGCUUGAGGGCAGAGGUUCAUCCCAUGGAAGGUGAGCAAGGAGAGGCAGAGGAGGCAAGCGCUUUACUCAGAGGAGAGUUGGAGAGCUCCAAGCGGACCUGUGAGUCGCUCUAUGGUCAGCUGAAAAUACUGACAGCUGAAAAGGAAGCUCUGAAUCAGGAAGUCCAGGACUUGAAGCAGUUAUUGAAAAAUGAGGUGGAGGUAACAGGACAGAACAGUGGACAAGAAGGAACUUUGCUGUCCAGUGAGGAGGUCAGUUCUGCCAUGGCAGUUCCCCUGGAGUCCACUGCUGCUGCUCAGACACCUUUUUAUGCAGUGUCUGAAACUCCAGGACCCAUUUCACUGAGCCUUAAGACUGAGCCAGAAGCCAGUCCAUCCUGUGAUAAGAUAAACAGGUACAUCCAGCAAGUAGAACAGCUUGGAGAGCAGGUUGCAAAACUGGACGAGAAGAGGAGGGUGGGGGAAGAGGAACUGAGCAGGGUCCUGAGGGACCUGGAGACCCUCAGAGAGGAGAAGAAGGGGCUGGAGGACUUGUUGGCUGAGAAAGUCCAGGAGCUGGAAGCUCUGCGGGGAAAGGUCUUCAAGAUGGAACAAGCCAGCCAGGGGACAGAGGAGCAGCUUGCCAGAGCUUUGAAACUGAAAGAAGCUCUGGAAGCUGAGAAGGAUGACCUGGAGGAGAGGCUGAUGAACCAGUUGGCAGAGCUGAAUGGGAGCAUUGGGAACUACCAGCAAGAUGUGGCAGACUUGCAGAGCAAGAACCAGCUGCUUCAAAGUGAGAUGGAGAGUCUUCAGGAGACCCUGAGUCACCUGGAGGAUGAAAAGCGACGCCUGCUGAAAGAGAAAGCCCAGGUGGAAGCAGACAAGAGGGAGAGCGUGGAAAAACUGAAGAGCGCCUGGAAGGGUGACAAUGGCCGGACGCAGGUGAAAGAGCUCCAGGAGCUUCUGAAGGAGAAGCAGCAGGAGGUGAGGCAGCUGCAGAAGGAUUGCAUCAAAUGCCAGGAGAAGAUCACCAGCCUGGAGAGAACUAUCAAAGCCCUGGAGUUUGUUCAGAGCGAGUCCCAGAAGGAGCUGGAGGGCACCAGGAGGAGUUUGGCUGAGGCAGGAGAGGGGACCCAGAAGGCCCAGGCUGAACUGGCCUCUUGCAAGGUCUUGCUGGACGACACACAGAGCGAAGCCGCCCGAGUCUUGGCCGAGAGCCUGAAGGUAAAAGAGGAGCUCCAGACAAGCCGGGAAGAGGUGAAAGUACAGCUAAGACAGAAGGAGAAGGACCUGGAGAGGCAGCUGGAGCAAGAGAAGGGCAAGCACUCCAAGGAGAUGAGCAACAUGGUAGGGCGGCUGGAGGCCUUGCGGAGGGACCAGGCCCGCUUGGAAGGGGAGGCGCAGGAACUCCGGGACACCCUGCACCAUAAGGACCAGGAGGCCAAGCGGCUCCAAGGCAGCCUGAACCACACUCUGGCCCAGCUGGCUGCCUUCACCCGGAGCAUGUCCUCCCUGCAGGACGACAGGGACCGAGUGAUAGAUGAGUCCAGGCAGUGGGAGAAGAAGUUCAGCGAGGCCAUCGAGAAGAAGGAACAGGAGGUGCGUGCCCGGGAGGAGUCCUGCGUGGACUUGGAGGAGCGGGCGAAGCGGGCGACUGCCCAGGUGGAAGACCUACAGAGCCAACUGACCAGCUUAGAGCACAGCAAAUUGGCCCAAGAGUCCAGUGCCCAGAAGGAGCUUCAGCGUCUCCAGGAAGAAGCCGAGUCUCUCCAGCAGGAGAAAGGCAGGCUGACAUCCCAGCUGGAGGACUCUCAGAAACUGCUGAGCAGCUCCCAAAGCCAGGUCCAGAAGCAAGAGAUAGAGCUCCAUAAUCUGAGUGAGCAACUUUCCUCUCUGCAAGAGUCUCUUGCAGAAUAUGAGAAGGCCCAGGAAGAAAUGGUGAAGAUGCUCAAAAGUCAGGAGGCCGACCUCCAGGAAAGCCGGUUCAGGCAUGAGCAGCUGGAGGCAGACCUGCAGGCCUCCAAGGAACUGACAGAGAGACUCCAGGAAGAGAUGAGCAGCAAGGAUCAGAAGAUCGUCAACCUUUUAUCUGCCAAAGAGGAGGCUGUUUCUGUAGCUGUGUCGGAAUUGCAGCAGCGACACAAGGAGGACUUGAUAGAGCUUGAGGACCGAAUUGACAAAGUGGAAGAGGAGAAGUUGGCCCUGGAAACGGAGAAGAGGAAAAUUCUGGAGAAGGUCGACCAUCUCACAGGGAAGCUGAAGAACACCAGGGAGGAGAGCAAGCAGCACAAGGCCCAGCUAGAUUCCUUCACCAGGUCCAUGUCUUCCCUGCAGGAUGACAGGGACCGCAUCCUGGCAGAUUACCAUCAGUUGGAGCAGCGCCACUUGGCAGCUAUCUUGGAGAAAGACCAGCUGAUCCAGGAGGCGGCUGCCGAAAACAACACCUUGAAGGAGGAGCUCCGGAGCCUCCAUGGCCGGAUGGAUGACCUGCAUGCGGAGAAUGCCAAAUUGGAAGCUGAGCUGGUCCGCUAUCGCCAGGACCUGAACCAGGUCAUCUCCAUCAAGGACUGCCAGCAGAAGCAGCUGCUCAAGACCCAGCUGGAGCGCAUCCAGGCACUGGAGAAGGAGAAGGCAGGCGUGGAGGGGCAACUGAGAGAGUCUGAAAGCGCUUUGGACAAUCUACGUUCAUCCCUGGAAGCCUUGAGGCUGGAGAAGGGCCAUAUGGAGCAGGAGGCAGAGGACCUCAAGGCCUCCCUGUCCCAGCUGCAAAGUGAGAUGACGGCCUUGCAAGAUGGUGGGCCCAUGUUGGAGCUGCAGACGCAGCUGCAAGGCAAAGUAGAGGAAGUUCUGGAGCUGAGUGGGCAGCUCUCACUCAUGCAGCAGCAAGCGGCAAAACUCGAGGAGGAGAUGACCCUUCUCCGUCAAACCACAGAGGAGAAACUGCGUGAGGCAGAAGUCAAGAUGAAGAAGGAGCUGAAGAACCUCCAUCACGAUGCUGGGCUCAUGCGGAAUGAGACGGAGACGGCCGAGGAGCGGGUGGCGGAACUGGCCAAGGACCUCCUUGAAAUGGAACAGCGGCUGCUUGCUGUCACGGAGGAGAACCAGGACUUGAAAGCCCAGAUCCAGUCCUUCCGGAAGGCUAUGAGUUCCCUCCAAGACAGUUGGGACCAGUGCAAUGAGGAGCUGCAGUCCAUGGAGAAGAAAUACUCAGAGGAACUGGAAGAGCAGCGGUUGUUUGUGAAGAACCUCCGGGAGGAGAAGGCCCAGGCCCAGGAGGAGCUGAAAGACCUGAGCAAGGAAAGGGACAGGUUGGCCUCUGACCUGGCAGUCCUCCGGGAGUCAUCAGAAGAGAAAGGGCUCCUGGCCCGGCUGGAGAAGCUCAACCAGCAGCUUCAGGCCAAAGACAGGGAGCUUCUACACAUGGCCUCUGAGCUGGAGGCGGCCUCUGCCCAGGUGAACUCCUUCUCCAAGGCCAUGGCCAGCCUGCAGGGUGAGCGGGAGCGUCUCCUGAGUGAGCUGGGCAGAGCCCGGAAAGCAGAGAUCAAGCUGCAGUCAGAUGCCAGUGCCUCUGCAGGCCUGGCUGAAGUGCCCAGCCUCAAGAAGGCCUUGUCCUCCCUGCAGAAUGACCGAGACCGGCUGCUGGUGGAGCUAAAGAACCUGCAGCAGCAAUACCUCCAGGUCGGGGUGGACACAGCUGAGAUCACGCGCCUCAAGGCUCAGUUGCAGGAUUUGGAGCAGCUGAAGGCGGAAAGUGCCUCCUGGCAACGUGAGCUCCAGCAGCUCAGAGAGGAGAAGGCAGCCUGGGAACUGGAGGUUUUGUCACUCCGAGGACAGCAGCGGGGUCCCCUGGUGAGAGCCAUGCAGGAGACAGCAAGGGCCGGCCCUCACAUGGUGGAAGAAGACCAAUACCAAAGACAGGUUGCACCGGAGAACAUGGGUUCUAGCCAGAUUUCUGCGGGGGAUGGAUCUGGUCCUGGGGCAGAUGCAGACAACCUCCAGGCCCAGCUGAAGAGCAGCCUGAAAGAGCUGCACCAGAAGGAAUUACGCAUCCAGCAGCUGAACAGCAAGCUCUCCCAGGUCUUUGAAGAGAAGAACUCGCUCUCUCUCCAGCUCAGAGGAAGUAGCCACAGCUUGCGUGAGAGCCAGCAGCGUUACAGCGACGUCCUUUCCCGCUGCGAGGUACUGGAGAAGCAGCUGCAGGAGGUGCAGCCCUCCUCCAAGGCCAGGGGGUCCCUCCUAACGGACGCUGCGCCUGGUGCCCCCCAGGAAAAAAGCGAGCAUCCCAGAGAGAGCUACACCCCAGAGCUACAAGAAUUGCAGAUGAGGCUCUCAGAGGCUCAGCAGCAGCAGAGCAAUGCGAAGGAAGGCCUGAUGCAGCUGGAGGAACUGUUACAAGAGGAGCAGGACCGGCGCCUGGCUGCCGAGGAAGCCUACGCUGCAGCACAAGAUCACAUCCGCAGGUUGGAGUCGGCUGAGUGGACACAUGCUCUAGACACCAGUAUUGAUAUCCCUCCCAGUCCUGAACACGCGAUGCUUGUGGGUCCUGCGGACGGUUCCUUCAGCAAGAUUCGAGGGAGCACGGGGCUGCGGCGUGUCCUGCGCUCGCUCUUCUGUUCCCGGAGGCGCCUGCCCCUCCUGGCCACUGUCUACCUCCUCACUGUCCACAUCCUGCUGCUCCUGUGCUUCACGGGCCAUUUGUGAGAGGGACGCUCCACGGCUGGAAAGAGCCUGAUGGGUCAGGUGCCAUGGGAAAGCGUUUGGCGGAUUCUGCUGUGUCGCAGAUGGAUGGGGAGGAAGCCCUUGGCUGCAGCCAUAAGUAUCUUGGGGGCAUCCAUCCUCCUGGGCAGACUGCCUGAGUCCAAGAGGAGAGCCUCCAGGGCAGCAUUGAUGCGACGGGCCCAGGACUUGUUAACAACACCCAUAUUGGUUUCGUUUGGGUUCUUCGGGAAAAGCGUUGCGGUUUUCACAGUCCACCCUGCAAAAUGAAUCAGGGUGAAAUGUUUGUUCAUGGUGUUAAGUUAAUUUUGGAGAGUGGGGGGGACGUUGAGGGAGGAAGAGAUGGCAGGCGGAGGAAAGCCACUCUCCUUUCUCCUGUUUGUUUUCCAAUGCUGCAUUAAUUGCUACUAUCUGGGAAGCAACCCCUGCAGCCAAAGGGCUUGUGCUCUGCAGCAUGCUGGCAUGCUGAACUCCUUUUCCGCUCUACAGUGUGUCCUAGCACAUGUUUUUAACCACAUUCUGGAAAGUGGACCCAGUUUAGCUCAAUCUGAAGUUGCUGUAACCCUCUAGGUUUUGUACCUAUUGUUGGUGCUCUUCAGUUUGAGUGACUCAGGCUGGAAAAAUCUGCAUCAAAUGGUGGUGGAAGGGGACCUUGCCAGCAAAGAGGGAAAGGUGACUGCACUCAACCAGGGAGCCUGUUUCCUUCACUGUGCAAAGAGUGGGACUAAAGUAGGUCUGGAGGUGUCUUUUAAAUCUCCCCUUGGUUCCCUAUCUGCAUGUCCCAGGGAAGGAACAACCCUGGAAAGGCACUUUUUUGGAUUGCAACUUUGCAAAGCUGCCUGUGCUUGGAGGUUCUGGGAGUUGCAGUGCAAAAGCAAAGUAACUUUCCAAAGCUCUGGAAAAGGAUAAAGAGUUGCCAGUGUGUUUGUGUGUGCUGCAGCCUUUGGGGCAUUGCCAUCAUCUGGGGAGUUCUUUUCUGGCCCUUCAGGAGAAAAUGGAAGGGCCCACAGCGAGAGUUUCCUUCCUUCCUGUCUCUCUGUGGCCUUGGGAUUUCCAGCUUAGGUUUAUCCUCCUGCGAUGUGGGCAGUGGGCUUUCCUUUCAUCUCUAACCGUCUGAUCCUCUGAGACCCCAUUCCUGUGCAAUAAAGAUAAUUAUUUUUCCGAA